Messenger RNA from Ostrinia furnacalis (Asian corn borer), 1123 nucleotides. RefSeq lists its product as uncharacterized. Bases 176 to 1111 code for a protein of 311 amino acids. The record is from RefSeq and is a predicted model, not a curated record. Lineage: Eukaryota; Metazoa; Arthropoda; Insecta; Lepidoptera; Crambidae. The transcript has a single exon.
CAUACUUGAAUAUUCUGACACCAUUUAUUAAAGAAUAGACCUUAUAUACAGCGCGUUAAGUAGUUAUUCGCUUGACUAGUGUAUUGGUAUCUGUGCAUUAACCGCCAGUGUACAGUGCGUGAGUGAGAUAACAUACGGAGUUAUUGCGGUGCUAGAACGAGACAACCACACCACAAUGCAGCGAUCACCACAACACAAAUUUGCAUCAAACCCCGAUUUACAGACUUCAGCUAAGUCUGAUUUGAUGGUUGAUGACCUGAAUAUUAACUUACGCAAAAGGAGGGAACAUAUAUUAGACGGCGAGAUCCUGAACAUCGUUGAAACCAGCCUAAAUGAGCAACUUAACACCUGGAAGCAAAGCUUGGAUGCCACGAUCACAGAAACCAUAAAAAACGCCGUGAGUGUUGCGCUGGAGACGGAGAUGAGUAAAUUAUCAGCCAAUAUUAAUCAGACAAUGCAAAAUUUCGCUAUACGCAUGGAUGAAUUCCAGGAAUCGGUAGAUUAUGCGAACAAUAGACAGGAUCUGUUUGAAAAACGUUUGAAAGAAGUAGAGGUUGUCACCGCAGCUGGUAGCACCGUUCAUAGUCAGAUUACAACACUCGAAAAUAAAAUAGAUCAGCUGGAGCAGCAAGCCAGACAGUUUAACAUUGAAAUCGCAAACCUGCCAGAAAAAAAUGGCGAAAACCUGAUGACACUGCUAAGUAAAAUUGGUACAGUUAUUAAGCACCCGAUCAACCAGGCUGACAUUUUAUCUGCCCACCGUGUUCCACAUGUUGACAAAAAGAAUCCCCGCCCAAGGAAUGUUAUUGUAAAACUAUCUUCCAAAAUAUUACGGAACAAUAUUCUAACCUCGGCGAGGGCGACUAAAGGAUUAACUUCCGAUAUGUUGAUGAUGGCGGGCAGCACGCGUACGAUUUAUAUCAACGAACAUCUAACGCCUAAAAAUAAGGCCCUCUUUCGUCAAAGUCGAGAAGCCGCAAAAAAAAAUAAUUAUAAAUACGUCUGGGUCAGACAUGGUACUGUCCUUGUCCGCCAAACAGACACAUCACCUAUCUAUGCAGUGCGUUCUGAGGAUGAUAUUGACAAAAUCAAAAUCAAAACCAGUUCCUGAAAAUAAGUUGAG